Pestalotiopsis fici W106-1 is the source of this 999-nucleotide messenger RNA. RefSeq lists its product as uncharacterized. The transcript is spliced from 6 exons. The coding region runs from base 1 to 999 and encodes 332 amino acids. The record is from RefSeq and is a predicted model, not a curated record. Gene Ontology annotation, cellular component: THO complex part of transcription export complex. Gene Ontology annotation, biological process: mRNA export from nucleus. NCBI's taxonomy places the organism in Eukaryota, Fungi, Ascomycota, Sordariomycetes, Amphisphaeriales, Sporocadaceae. Gene Ontology annotation, molecular function: protein binding.
AUGUCACGGCCGGCCAGGGUGACUUAUGUCCACCCUGACAAGUUCAAGGCUGUCUUUCCAACUCUGAAACCCACAGUAUACAACGAUCCUAACACGGCUCGAACUCCAGGAAAUCUGAGAACGAUAGCAUGGAAUCCACUAGGGACAUGGGUCGCAACAGGGUGUACAGACAAAACCCUUCGCGUAUGGAAUGUGGACAAGCCCAACGUCCGCCAGUCGACUGAACUCAAAGGUCAUACCGCCGCCAUUGAGAAGGUUGGAUUCAACCCAGUCAAGGAGUUAGAACUAUGCUCGGUGAGCAGUGACGGAACUGUCAAGUUCUGGGAUGUCAGAACACGUAAUAUCAUUAAUGAGGUUAAGGGCCUUGGAGAGGCGUUCACUCUUGCCUGGGCUCCCGACGGCGAAAGUCUGGUAGUUGGCAACAAGGCGGAUAUGUUGUUUGUCCUAUCGCCAACUCAGAGCACACCAUUGGCAUCUCAUCAGCAAAGUGUCCAGACCAACAAUAUCAGUUUUUGCUGGAGCGGAAAACGGAUAUAUGCCACCACUUCAGAUGGUUAUACUAGGAUCUUGCAAUAUCCAAGCCUUGAGCCAGCCUUUCUCUACGACUACAAGGAGCCAAAAGAUGCAGAGAUGAAACUUCGCGGCCACACAUCUGCUUGCACUACUGUGGAAAUACAUCCCAUGAACAGAUUUCUUGCCACUGGCGGUAACGAUUCGCUCAUCUCUUUAUGGGAUACGGAAGAAUGGAACUGCCAGAGGACCAUCACGAAGAUGGUUGGACCCAUCAAGAGCAUUAGCUUUUCAUUUGAUGGGCAUUGUAUUGUAGGUGGCAGCGACGAAGGCAAUGCUAUGGAAUUCACCAAUUGCGAAACGGGAGAGCAUCUGUUCACAUACAAGACAGCGUCUCCGUGUUCCCUAGUGGCUUGGGCACCCAAUCGAUAUGCGCUUGCAUACUGCGAGCUCGGGACCCUUCGGAUCAUCAGCGCUGGGUCGAAGUAG